GACUGUUCAGAGUCCGCGCGCACGUCACAACACAGCAACCGACGAGACUUUGACUAAACAAACAAACCAGCGAUAUAUUCACCUGUUUUGUGACUUUUAACGAUAUUUACCGGUGUGUAUAGAAGAUGUCGUGUGGAGCAGCGGUCCAGAAACAAGUGCUCUUAAUAAUGGACGGUUUAGUCACGUCUAUAGUGGCAGAAAUCUGUCAACUCGAUAUUUUUCAGUCAGAACGUCGAAAUGGAAAUCUAGACACUGAUAUUAAAAUGAAUCUGACGGCUGCUGUCAGGAAAAUAGCAAACUCAACAGCUGAACACAUCUGCAGAGUCCUUCAUAAAGCAUCGAGUGGAUCAAGAAAAGAUCUUACACGACCGGAUCAAGUCAACCACACGGUAGAGCAGCAGUUUGCUGGGAGUGGAAGAUCACUGAACACUCAUAUCAAAGAUGAGGAACAUGUCAAAGGAGGAGAUCGGCAAGACUUCACCUCAGACGUUGUGUCGGGAAUCCAGGAAAGAUUGAAUUGCACCCUGUCUGGUGGACAUCUUCUUCAGACUGUUGAAGAAGAGCUGGAGUUUAGAUUUGAAGAAGUAUUUGUCCAUGAAGAGGAACAAGUAGAGUGUCAAUCUGCUGCUGUAGAUGAUACAAUGGAGCCCAAUGCAGAUGAAUCUGAAUCUGUAGAGCAUCAGAGAGAAGAGCAGUGGACCACUGAACCAAACUCUGAGGAUGAAUCAAAUGACAUUUCAGUAGAAUUAAACACACUGGAUGCACCCGACAUUAUCGAGACGGGAUUGGAUGUCCCAACAGACACCGCUGAAAAUGCUGCUGUAGAUGAUACAAUGGAGCCCAAUGCAGAUGAAUCUGAAUCUGUAGAGCAUCAAAGAGAAGAGCAGUGGACCACUGAACCAAACUCAAAUGACAUUUCAGUACAAUUAAACACACUGGCUCCACCUGACAUUAUCGAGAUGGGAUUGGACGUCCCAACAGACGCCGCUGAAACUGAAGCUGUAGAUGAAUCAAUGGAGCCCAAUGCAGAUGAAUCUGAAUCUGUAGAGUAUCAGAGAGAAGAGCAGUGGACCACUGAACCAAACUCAAAUGACAUUUCAGUACAGUUAAACACACUGGAUGCACCCGACAUUAUCGAGACAGGAUUGGACGUCCCAAUAGACGCCGCUGAAGAAGUGCAACCCAAUGCAAGCGAUGAGCAGAACAUAUGCAAAAUCUGCGGAAAGACCUUCACCCACCUCAACAACCUGAGAAGACACGAGCAGAAGCUCCACAGCGGAGAAACGCCUCACGCUUGCCAAGAGUGCGGAGAGCGUUUCGGCUCCAGACGCCUCCUCCAAAUCCACCGCAGAGAACACAAGGUGGAAAAACCUCACAAAUGCACGCUCUGCGACAAGUUGUUUCGCUUGCCCAACCACUUGAGGAAUCACAUGAUGAGUCACGAUGACCAGAGACCGUUCUCCUGCGCCACAUGUGGGAAGAGCUUCGCCUUGAUAAGCGUCCUCAGAGCUCACGAGCGAACGCAUGCUGGCGAGAAGACCUUUGUAUGCUUGCAAUGUGGUUCCAAGUUUCUCACCAAGUCUUACUUGGACUACCACCAGCGAGUUCACACUGGAGAAAAGCCAUACCUGUGCACACUGUGGGAAGAGCUUUGCCCAAAAGGGCAACCUCAAGGCACACGAAAGGCUUCACACGCGAACAGCCCUUCAGAUGCGAAGACUGUGGAAAAACCUUCGUACACGCCAACACCUUCAAAUCCCACAAGCAGCUCCACACGGGAGUCAAAGCUUUCUGCUGUGAGCUUUGUGGGAAGGGCUUUCGGCGAGGAACGCAUCUCAAGACUCAUCUACUGACGCAUUCCGGAGACAAACCCUUUAGUUGCGACGUAUGCGG
Molecule: messenger RNA, 1893 nt
Organism: Cyprinus carpio (common carp)
Lineage: Eukaryota; Metazoa; Chordata; Actinopteri; Cypriniformes; Cyprinidae
Biological process (GO): regulation of transcription by RNA polymerase II
Molecular function (GO): DNA-binding transcription factor activity; RNA polymerase II cis-regulatory region sequence-specific DNA binding
Source: RefSeq, a predicted model, not a curated record